CCGCCGCCCGCAGCACCCGCCGUGCCAUGUCCUGGGCCGUGCUCCUCGGCCUCCUGGCCGCGCUGCUGCUGCUGCUGCUGCUCACCCGCCGGCGCACACGGAGACCUGGCGAGCCUCCCCUGGACCGUGGCAGCAUUCCCUGGUUGGGCCAUGCCUUGGACUUUGGAAAAGAUGCUGCCAGUUUCCUCACUAGGAUGAAGGAGAAGCAUGGUGACAUCUUUACUAUACUGGUAGGGGGCAGAUAUGUCACUGUCCUCCUGGACCCACACUCCUAUGACUCGGUAGUGUGGGAGCCGCGCACCAAGCUGGACUUCCACGCCUAUGCCAUCUUCCUCAUGGAGAGGAUUUUCGACGUGCAGCUUCCACAUUAUAGCCCCAGCGAUGAAAAGGCCCGGAUGAAACCGACUCUCCUCCACAGAGACCUCCAGGCACUCACGGAAGCAAUGUAUACCAACCUGCGCACUGUCCUGCUGGGCGACGCUGCGGAAGUGGGUGGUGACUGGCGUGAGAUGGGUCUCUUUGAUUUCUCCUACAGCUUCCUGCUAAGGGCUGGCUACCUGACACUGUAUGGAGUCGAGGCAUCGCCACAAACCCAUCAGAGCCAGGCCCAGGACCGUGUCCACUCAGCUGACGUCUUCCACACCUUCCGCCAGCUCGACCUGCUGCUCCCCAAACUGGCUCGAGGCUCCCUGUCAGUUGGGGAUAAGGACCAUGCAUGGAGUGUCAAAGGUCACCUGUGGAAACUGCUGUCCCCAGCCAGGCUGGCCACCAGAGCCCACCGGAGCACCUGGCUGGAAAGUUACAUGCUGCACCUGGAGGAGAUGGGUGUGUCGGAGGAGAUGCAGGCACGGGCCCUGGUGCUGCAGCUCUGGGCCACACAGGGGAAUAUGGGUCCUGCUGCUUUCUGGCUCCUGCUCUUCCUUCUCAAAAAUCCUGAGGCCCUGGCUGCUGUCCGCGGAGAGCUUGAGCCUGUCCUCUGGCAAAGGGAUCAGCCUGUCUCACAGAUGACCACCCUCCCACAGAAGGUUUUAGACAACACGCCUGUGCUCGACAGUGUGCUGAGUGAGAGCCUCAGGCUCACGGCUGCGCCCUUCAUCACCCGCGAGGUUAUGGUGGACCUGUCCUUGCCCAUGGCAGAUGGGCGGGAAUUCAGUCUGCGACGUGGGGACCGCCUCCUCCUCUUCCCCUUUCUGAGUCCCCAGAAAGACCCAGAAAUCUACACUGACCCAGAGGUGUUUAAAUACAACCGAUUCCUGAACCCGGACGGAUCAGAGAAGAAAGACUUUUACAAGGACGGAAAACGGCUGAAAAAUUACAACAUGCCUUGGGGCGCGGGACACAAUCAGUGCCUGGGGAGGGCUUACGCCAUCAACAGCAUCAAACAGUUUGUGUUCCUGGUGCUGGCGCACCUUGACCUGGAGCUGAUCAGCAUGGGCGCGGAGAUCCCCGAGUUUGACCUCAGCAGGUACGGCUUCGGGUUGAUGCAGCCCGAGCACGACGUGCCCGUCCGGUACCGCGUCCGCCCAUGAGCCGCCUGGCCUCUGCCCACUCGCCUCCAACCAGCCUCCCCCACCUCCCAGCUACCUGUGUCCAAUUUGGCCUGGAUACAGGUGCCAGCGUUACCUCUUUCCUGCUUUGCUCCCAGAAGGCUGUGUCCAGGCUAGGGAAAGAGGGCAAGCCGAGAGAGGGUGGAUCAAGAAAAGACAUCAGAAGCUCUAUGGAGCUUGACCACAGCCAAACUUAUUUCCAAAAUCAGGCUCUUUCUGCUCCCAGCUCACCUUGCUCCUCUCACCUUGUGACAGCCACAAUAGCUAACACAGGGCAGAACAAGGGGCCUCACUGCUGUGUCUUCAGCUCCCAGAAGGGCCACCUGCUAAGUCUUAUGCAACUGGUGUGGUCCAGGCCUUGCCCAGGCAAAGCAGACACUAGCCAUAGAAAGGCCAGUCUGGACCUAGCAGUGUGUCCACUGGAAUAGCUCUAUUGCCCGGUGAUUAUUAAACUAGCUAAGGCCAAAGGAGUCCCUUAGAGUAUCUGCUUCCCCGGGUGCCCCAUUUGCUGGACACUCCCUCAUCUCCAUUCACACUGAUACUCAAGAAAAUGCAGGCAGGUUUUCCCGAGGCUGGUGCAUCCACGGUGCAGAACGUGGGUGCCCUCUAAACACAGGCCUCUCAGGAUAGAGUUCUCUUUUCUGGAAUUAUGGGCACCAGAUGGGAUGGGUUUCCCAGUGCCGAGACUCAGGUAGGGAACUAAGGAAAACAAGCCAAGAUGGGAUGGCUGGAAGGAACCAGUCAGGGCUCCUUAGACUGGUCAGGCCAAAAAGAAGAGGUGUUGAUCUCAGACAGUCAGUGUGGAAGCUCCAGCUGUACACAUGAGCCAGUCUCCAGAUGGGUUUGUUUGGCCUACACUUAAAAAAAAUUAUUUUAGUUGUUAUAUCAUUUUUGGGGAGUGUUCAUUCAAAAUGUCCAGCUUGUCUUGAAAACUUGGGAGACCUAGCCACAUGAGGCCCACAUUCCCAAGGAGCUGAAGAGCAGCUGCCUCCCUUAUGUGGGGUCUGUGCUCUCUCGUUCACCAGGGCUUUGCCUGGCCUGCUCCCCCAUUCACAGAACCUCCUGGCCCUGAAGGCACUUGGGUUUGAGACCCUGUUCCAGCUCUUAGAAGUGAUAUUGUGGGAAGUGGUGGGAACCAGCUGAUUGGUCUUCACACUGGUUGUCCAUCCCAGCCUGGGUGCCCCACCCUUUGAACGCACAGAUCAGUAAUGAAAACUCACUUUGCCUCAGCUUUAGAAAAAGAACAACUUAAAGAGAAAAAUUGCCUGCAAACCUUUAUGAUGAUGGUAAAUGUUGUUAUUAAUAUUAGGUGCUGUUUAUUGAGUACCCUUUGAAUGCCUGUGACAGGCACAGGAGACAUAGAAUUUCUACUCCUCACAGCAUUUCUGUUAUGAGGUUAUGUCCACUUUACAGAUGAGAAAACAGGCUCAGAGAAGUGAAGUGACUUGCCUGGGGUCACACAGCUCGUGAGCUGGUAGAAAUCGGCAAACAGAACUAUUGUCCCAGGAGCAAACACUGGGUGGGCAGCUUUUCAUUACUUGGAGUCAAGGUGGGGAAGUUCUGUUUGGCAUCGGAGAGCUGACAGAACCAGAGGCACCCAAGCGUGGAUUGGAUGCAUCUCAUGAGACACAAACUCACAUAGACACACAUCACUAGGUUUCUCUGGCUUUAGCUGGAGGGAGAGAAGAGUACCUGAGACCUCUGAAAUGUUCCAGGGGCUAGUCCCCUCUCGGAGCAGCGCUAGAGCUUGGGGGCUUCCCUGACCUGCAGCCUCCAGGCACCCCCGGGAUUUCCAGAUAGACAGUGUGAUUGGCAGGAGGUGGGAUAUCCCCAGGGAAACCCAUCUUCACGCCUGGGUGACCCUGCUGCCGCCUGCUUCUUAACUCUGCAGGAAAUCAGAGCUGGCAGCCUCCUGUGGGAGGACAGAGCCAGUUUCCAUGGCAACCCUCAGCUGUCUCAUCCUGGCUUGGAAGGGAAGGAAGAAAGCCAGCAGAAAUAGCUGUGGAAGGUCUCUCCUUGCAGGCUGCAACUCUGGUGUGCUGGGGGCGGGGAAGCCCUUAUGACUUUCCCCUUCCAAAUCUGGGCUGGUUGUCACUGGGACUAGAGUCUCACCAGCCUUCAAAGAAGGGCCAGUUCCCUUUAAAGAUGGCACCUCCUUGGAGGCAUGAUCAUUAGAGAAUUACGCGAGGAAAAGACGGGUCUCCCACCAGUCAGCUCCAGCUGGGUCCUGAGAUACUGAAGAGCAGCUCGGGAGACAAAGAUUUAAACCUGCUCUUGCUUUAAUCUUUAUUAUUUUUCUUUUCCUUUUUUUCUCCCCUCUUUUUUUUUUUAAUAUAAACUAUAGAGAAAAGAGGGAGAGAUGAGUAGCUGCUUACUACAGGUUAGUUAGGAAGGUAUCUGGAUGUCGUUGUAUUUCUUUAUAUCUUGCUUGAGAAUGACAAGAUUGUGGGGCACAUGUUAGAAAUACCCUUAGGUGGCCCCAAUGAAGUGUUUCCUCACCACUGUCAUUGUCAUUAUUUUCUGCUGUAUUUUGUAUUGUCAUUUACCAAAUAUUUGCAUUUAAAUAGACUCACUUUUUAAACUUAAAAUAAAUUUGUUUAAAAAGGGAAUGUUUUUCUUCACUGCUGGUAAUGGACAACACGUUUCACUCACUGCCAAAAAUAGAAGAUGACUGUGAAAAAUAAAUUCGCUGGCAUGGGGGCUCCAUGCUGGUGUCGCCAGGCUCAGAGCCUGAGUGCUAUCUCUGCUCUGUCACAAAAUGAAAGAAGUGAGCAUACCAUAGCUUUAAGGCCACACCAGCAUCUCCCUGAGGCUUUCUCCUUGACAGAACCACGGGGGAAGAAAGUGACAGAAAGAGAAGUCACUUACUCAGCACAUGGGCCACCUAGGGCCAUCUCUUGCCACCAGCAGACUCACCACAGGGAACUGGUGGUGUCUUCCCUGCCCAUUCUCCAGAUGCACAAACAGGCUCUGAGAGUUGAUGUGUCUUCCCCAAAGUCAUUGAUCCUGAUAUUUUUAAAAAAUAAACACAGUGUUUCAUGAGUAGCAGUGAUUGUUAUGCUUUGCUAUUUUAAUAAAGAGUUCUAUUUUCAUGUAA
Galeopterus variegatus (Sunda flying lemur) is the source of this 4644-nucleotide messenger RNA. RefSeq names its product prostaglandin I2 (prostacyclin) synthase (gene PTGIS). The transcript has 10 exons. Gene Ontology annotation, biological process: prostaglandin biosynthetic process. The record is from RefSeq and is a predicted model, not a curated record. Lineage: Eukaryota; Metazoa; Chordata; Mammalia; Dermoptera; Cynocephalidae. Gene Ontology annotation, molecular function: heme binding; monooxygenase activity; iron ion binding. Bases 27 to 1529 code for a protein of 500 amino acids.